AAAAGCCAAAUAAACACAAAUUUAAUCUGAAAAUAAUUAAAAAUGGACUACUACAGCUCUGAUUCGGAGUCUGUGGUGUCUUCUUCUACCUUUGAUGACUACGAAAACUCAGAAAAUAUCAACUUUGAAUUCCGUCAAUCGAAUCUCUUCAACUAUCUCGCCGACGUAAAUUCCGCCAUUCAAGGUCACGACGAGAUCACAAUCGACAACGGCUUAGCUCUGAAUGCCAAAUACAAGCAACUUUUGUUGGAUUUACGGACGAAAUUCGAGCAAAUGUUACAAGCGGUACAAGAAAAAUAUGCCGCCAACGAAGUUUUGCUCGACCAAUUACGGAAUCAUUCCAUGCCGAAAAAUACUUCGACUCGCAAUGCCAGUAUUUACAUCUGCGGGGCGCCAUAUUUCAAAGAAAUCGAUUUAAGUCCGGGACCAAACAACAAGGACUACAUUUAUCGAAAAAAUGUGCGGAAAGAAUUCUUCCCCAUUGACUAUUUAUCGCUGCCGAAGAGAUUUUGGACCUCCAAAGACAAAGUUGACAUCGUCAAAGGCGUCAAAGAGCAAAUUAUCAAUCAUCUCCGGGCGGGAAACAGUUCCGACAUCAGCGAAAUCCGAAAUACGCAAAAACUCUCGCGAAGCACGAGCAAAAAAAUCACAAAUAUGCGCGAAAUGGCGGGAGAUUUGGAGAAAAAACCCUUUCCGCAGCUGUACAAAAUGGUUGAAACGACAAAUUUUUCCAUCGAUUGGAGCAAAAUUUCCUUUAAAAAUCUCGAUUCGCGUCAUUUGCCGAACGAAUGCAUGGCAAUGUGGAAUCACUACUUGAAACCGGGUCUGAAUCACGGUUUGUGGACCGAGGAGGAGGAAGAAAAACUGCAAGACGCCGUAAUUCGUCACAAUUAUCAGGAUUGGGAUGCAAUUGCGGCAUGCACGAAUGCGAGAUCGCCCAUGCAAUGUUUCGUCCAUUAUCGAACUGCGUUGUCGGAAAGUGCGCAAGUGAAGAAAAAUGAGAAAUUUACGCCGUUUGAGGAUCAGCAACUGCUUGAGCUUGUUGAAAAGUACAGCGAUGGCGAUGUGAUUAGUUGGACAAAGGUUUGUCAACAGAUGCCGGGCAGGAAUCGGUAUCAAUGCUAUCAUCGAUACAUGUUCACAAUUAAGCCAGGGAUAAAAAGAGAUCGAUUUACUGUCGAAGAGGAUUGUGCGAUAAUUGCUUAUGUUCAUGCACAUGGAGAAAAUUUCGGGAAAAUGCCUCCGAAUUUGUUGCCGGGAAGAACUCCUGUGCAGAUCAGGAAUCGGUAUAAUAAUACACUCAAAGCGGUAGAUAAUAAAGUUUGGACUGUGGAAGAGGAUCAGAAAUUGAUGGAAUUCGUCGAAAAAAACGGCACAACAAAGUGGUCUGAAUUCGCCAAAUUCAUCGGGACAAAAACCCGUUUCGCUUGCCGAUGUCGCUAUUCCACGAUCAAAAAAUAUCUCGAGCGAAAUCCAAAUGCCUGCCUCCAAGAUGUACCUCGCAAAGACAAAAGUCGCUCCACGAUGGUAAAUCUCGACAAUUACCUCGAAGCUGCUGCUGAACUGAAAGCAGCUCGAGAAAAUCCCGCUGCCAUCAAUUUCCCAGAAAAAACUUUGAAAAAAAUGUACCCUAAAGCGCACAAAAGUGUUCGAGACGAUCGAUUGUUACUCGAUAAAAACGGCAUGAAAUUAUCCUCGCAAUUUUUCCUUUCCUACAAUUAUCGCUUUGGCAGAAUUCCGCGUCCUUUUUCACUUGCGGACACGAAACGAACUUUCACGAUGCUGCAAUUGAUGGAUUUUGAGCUAGAUUUCGACAGAUUUCAAAGUAGUUUCUUGCUACUUCCGCAAGAAACGCAAAAUAAUUUGACUCUUGUGUUGAAUUUGAACACGUCGGAACAAAUGCAAGACGAUAUUCGGUACGUGAAAAGUUUUGGAAAUAAAUUUCCGGUGAAUUUUAAUUCAGUCGUGGCAUGGCGAGCGAUGCAAAUUCUCGUAGCGGAUCGUCCUUGUGCGAAAAUCGAUCUAUCUCAACGCGGAAGAGAAUUUUUCUUCAAAUAUAAUUUAUUUUUACGGAGAUUCAAGCAAAUUUUUUAUUGGACUGCGUUACUGAGCAAAAUUGAUCUGAAAGUCAUCAAAGACAGAAUUGCAGGAAAAGUAACAAAAGAACCAGAAACCAUCGAAAUUGUGAAUGAAAUUAUCGGCAGCGAAGAUGAAGACGAAAUUCCAGUUGAGGUUGAAAUGGAAGAAGAGCCAACAGUUGAGAGUGAAAAAGAAGAAGACGAAGAAAGUGACGAUGAAAAUGCCGUAGAUUUCCUUUUGAGUCACAUCCAGAAACAAGCACAAGAAAAAUCUCUCAUGGAGGCAAAUUCUGAGGAUGAAACUCCUUUGAGUAUGCCUGCAGAUAUUGAUUUUGAAGAAACAGUGAAAGUUGAGGAAUCUCAAGCGGAAAAACGAAAAAAUAAAGAAAUAGAGUUUAAAAAACCAAAGCGAGUUGCUGCAGCAAAGUCGAUGCCUUUAACGUGAUUUAAGAAAAAAAAAAAUAAAUUUUUAAUAAUUUUUCAUCUGAAAAAAUUUUUUUAGUUAAAAAUAAAUUUAAA
Messenger RNA from Culicoides brevitarsis, 2597 nucleotides. It is a transcript of the gene Pbp95, whose product is annotated as snRNA-activating protein complex subunit 4 homolog. Gene Ontology annotation, molecular function: RNA polymerase III type 3 promoter sequence-specific DNA binding; RNA polymerase II cis-regulatory region sequence-specific DNA binding. The record is from RefSeq and is a predicted model, not a curated record. NCBI's taxonomy places the organism in Eukaryota, Metazoa, Arthropoda, Insecta, Diptera, Ceratopogonidae. Gene Ontology annotation, biological process: snRNA transcription by RNA polymerase III; snRNA transcription by RNA polymerase II. The coding region runs from base 43 to 2523 and encodes 826 amino acids. Gene Ontology annotation, cellular component: snRNA-activating protein complex. The transcript is spliced from 3 exons.